AUGCCAAAAUUAAGAGCUGCACCAUCAAAGCGUGUGUCAUCAAAAAGGCGUCACAAAAUUGAGCGCAAAAAGCGAGAACACAAGCGGGAUCUGCGGAAAGCAGCCAAGGCACUCAAAAAGAAGGGUCUUGGUCCUAAUCGAGGCAAAAAAGCACAUGAACUAGCUAGGCUAGCUCUAAAAGUGUCGAAUGUGCAUCCCGAUAAGGAGACCAUUCUAAAUCGCGUUUUAAAAACUCGGGAAAAUGCCCGCGUUAUGAAAAGAGAGCACCGAAAAGCUAGCAAUGGGAAUGAGGAUCAAUCACAGGUGAUUGUUACUGAUGCAAAGCCAAGUAACCGCCGACAAGUUUUGUUUAUACCGAUGUUGAGAUCAAAUGACUUUAAGUUUCAGUUUUUGAGAUCAUUGUCAGCCUUAGUUUUCCCUUCCAGUGAGAGUGAAAAUAUUGAGUGCAGCUCUUUCGAGGUCCCUUCUGCAGCAUAUAUCAUCACAUUGGACUCACGUUGUGCUGUACAGGCAAUUCCGUGGACACUCAUCGAUUCGAUUGUUACUGCCGCUAAAUCAUACAGGGGUGAGCGAAAAGUGUUGCUUUUGUUUGUCUUGACAAAAGUAGACCUUGUUUCUUCUCAGGCUGUUGUAACUCAGAUUUGUUUACUAGCUACUUCAUUGAAGGCUAGAUAUCCUCAAGGAUUUGGGGAGAAUCUUGUGAGUACGAUUACGCCUUUCUCCGUUCGUGAUGAGCGAACCGGGCGACACCUCCUUCGUAUUCUCCAUCAAUUCCGCCAGAGUGAGGGGUGUCAUUCAAAAAAAAUGAGGUCGAACUUGGAUAACAAGAUAUGUGCUUUUGUCAUUGGGUUACCAUGCACAGGUCGACGAAGUCUCUGCCGUUCUCUUGCAAGCGAAGUAAACGAUACAAGUCUUAGUGUGGUUCCCAUGAGGGCUGCGCAACUACAGAUGACUAAAGGAUAUUCAGAUGAUGAUAAGGAGAACCUGUAUCUAAAGUUUGCCCUUCCCAACGCAAAGGCUGUGACUCUGGUCCAGUUUCCAGAGGAUAUUAAAAUUCGUAAGGAGCUACAGAAUGCCACUGGCGGUGAUGUGUUCUUUCGUCCCGUGACUUUCAUAGACAAGAUUUCUGAGCCAGAAGUGAUUGGUUGCGUCUUGUUCGAAGGUAUAUUAGAUAAGCUGAAUCUUUCCCAGGCGUUUUGUCAGCCCUUACCCACGUCUCCCCAAAACGGCUCUAGUAGUCAUAAGAACAAUUUUGUCGUUGCCAAACGAUUUCUCCUUAACUUAGGGCGCACAGUGCGUCGUGUAAAGGGUUUCUAUGUCUCUCCUUUAUUUGUGAUGGGAAGUGGUACAAUGGGAAAAUUGUCUAGCAGUUCACUCACUGCUAACGUGGUCUUCACAUCUGCUCAGGACAGAAGUCGAGACACCCUAUUGGAUGCUACCUACAGCAACGCGACUCCUAACAAGCUUGUUCGCAUUUCCUCUUUCCAGACACCAACGCAUGGACAUCAUAAAAGGAACCUUAGGGCAGGACGACUAGACACGCACAAUAUCCUUCGUUUGGGAUCUAGAGUGUUUAUUCGAGAGCUUUGGGAAGGAAAACAUGCCCCAUGGGCAGUUAUGCGUUUUCCCGGUAAGCAAGCCGUCACACUUGAGCAAGUUAGCGAUGACUCGACGAUAUUUAAUCUUGCUCUUUGCGGAGGCCACAAGCUGGCCUCUAUAGAUGGAUACGAAGGUGAGAAAUACUUGAAUGGUCUCAUCCACGAGCUGUCGAAGGUUCUAAAGGAUAUCCUGACUUUCUUACCAAAUGUUGUCAUUGAGAUGGAUCCAGAUUACAUUGUGCCGCCCCAAUAUGAUCUAGAUGAAAACUCUGACAACGGGGAGGAAGAGGCCAAUGAUUUUAAGGAUAAAGAGGAAGGGUAUGAGGAUGAUUCAGCUUUAAAGACUGAUGAUGAUGAUAACACAAGUGAGUAA
Phytomonas sp. EM1 is the source of this 1971-nucleotide messenger RNA. NCBI's taxonomy places the organism in Eukaryota, Euglenozoa, Kinetoplastea, Trypanosomatida, Trypanosomatidae. The record is from the annotation of a GenBank genome assembly.